Molecule: messenger RNA, 4658 nt
Organism: Melanaphis sacchari
Lineage: Eukaryota; Metazoa; Arthropoda; Insecta; Hemiptera; Aphididae
Gene: mahj
Product: DDB1- and CUL4-associated factor 1
Exons: 27
Coding region: 169-4401 (1410 amino acids)
Biological process (GO): protein ubiquitination
Cellular component (GO): nucleus; Cul4-RING E3 ubiquitin ligase complex
Molecular function (GO): protein binding
Source: RefSeq, a predicted model, not a curated record
GUGCAUAACUGCACACAAGAAUCGUGCGUUCUAGUCGUUGUUGCUCGUCGUUGUUGACUUGUGAUGUGGUGUUUCUAGCUUACGCUAAUUAUUUUACUGAAUAGUGUGUGCAUUCUUUUUAUUACCGUUGGCUACAUCUAGAGUCACGAGUAGUAAUUAGCAAGAGCGAUGGAGCAGUCUGUCAGCGCUGUCAGCGAGCUGACCAACUUCCUCCGAAGAUGGGAAGAAGAAAUGCCGACCCCUAACUACAACCCUAUACCAAUUUUAAUCAAAUUAUGUGAAUUAUUUGAAGCAGAAUCAAAAAAUUAUCUCAAAAAAGAUCCAGAUCCUUUUGAUGAUCGUCAUCCAUCUCGAAUAGAUCCUACUUGUGUAUUGGGUCAGAUGUAUAAAAUUCUAUUCCGUAAAGAUGCUUUAAUGAAUAAGUUAGUAAUGGAUUAUUUAAAAGAACAUCAUUGGCCAAGACGAACUAAAGAUAAUUACGAUUUAAAUGUUGCUGCAUGUAGACUUAUAAUGAAUCUUAUACCUGGCUUAGAAACAACUGUUGUUUUUGAAAGUCCUGCAAAUGAUCAACUUAUUCAAAGGUUAUUCAGUUGGGCUGAAAGUAGUAGUGAACCAUUACAAACUUAUUCAACGGGAUUAUUGGCAUCUUGUAUGGAACUGACAGAUAUUGCUGCUAAUUUCAAAGAAGAUAAUAAUAGACUUGUCCCAAUUGUAUUGGAUCGUCUACAAUCAUAUUAUACUCAGUUCUGCAAAGAAAAUGAAAUCCAUCAAAGCAUACAUCCAUGUCAAGAUCGACAAGAUCUAAGUAUUAAUCAGAAUAAUGAUGAUAUAGAUGCUCCAUCUCCAAAAAGAAAAAAAGAAAAUGGUAUUUGUGGUGAUAGUAAUUCUUCCUCUACUGAGUCUAGUGCUGCAAGUAACUGGAUACAAAUCUACCCACCAACUUUGACAACAAAAUUAGUUUACUGCCUUAAAUAUUUAGUCCCUACUGGAGAAUAUCAAGAGUUUUUAAGCCAUGCCUACGAAAAAAAUGCUCUCAACUUGGUCAUGAAAAUAGUCAAUUCUUCAGAAAAACAAAAUGGUUAUUUAACUUUUGAAGCAUUAAAAUACUUAGCUGCUCUUCUCUGCCAUAAAAAAUUUGCCACAGAAUUCAUAGGUUCACAAGGAUUACAAAAACUACUUCUUAUCCCAAAACCUAGUAUUCCAUCCACUGGUGUUUCAAUUUGCUUUUAUUAUUUGUCAUAUUGUGAGGAAGCCAUGGAAAGGAUUUGCCUUUUACCUGUACAUGUUCUUGUUGAUCUUGUAAAGUAUGCACUAUGGAUGUUAGAAUGUUCUCAUGAUUCUAGUAGAUGUCAUGCAACUAUGUUCUUCAGUUAUAGUUUUCAUUUUAGAGUUAUUCAAGAAAUAUUUGAUAACCAUGAUGGAUUACGUAAACUUCUUAAUGUGGUUAGUACAUUGCCUAUUCUUUCAUCUGAAGAUCCAGCUUUUAGUGCAUUAACUGAAGAUGCUGAAUGUUCUGCACGGCAAAUUAUUCGCCAUGUCUGUGCUGGGUUAAAGCAUUAUUUUGAAGCCCAUUUACAUAUUAAAGCUCAACAAAUACGUAGGGCGAAAAUGAGAGAUUCUGGUUUAUUAAUGUCUUCAACAAUGAUUCAUGAUCUUUUCUCAGUACCCGGUUAUAAAUCUACCAAAAAAUCUCGCGCAGAAGUUCAAGAAGAAAUUGAGCUAAUAGCAAAUGCUGUGUCCUUGAGAAGCCAUUGGACCCCAGUUGAUCAAUUACUUAAAUUGGGUGGCUUAAGUUUAUUAUUACAAAUAAUCAAUUUGGCCCAUGAAUGGAAUUUUUCCGGAAGAUGUGAAAUGAUUAAAAAUGCACUUGAAGUAUUAAACAUAUGUGCGGUAUUACCAAAAGUUCAAUUAGCAUUAUGUGAAAUACCAUCUCUUAGAAUUCCAGCGGAUAAUCAAAAUGAUACAUCGGCAAUACAGAGAAAUGAUCAACAUACUGAAAAUGACAAUGUUGGACUAAAUAUUAUUAUAAAAGCAGCAGAAGGAGAUCUUUUAGAUGCUGAUAUUCAAAAGGCUGCUCUCUCUGUCAUUAUUACUUGUGUUUGUGCACCAAUACACAGGGAAGGUGGAAGUAUAGCAUACUAUUCAUCAUAUGGAUCAGCUAAAAAACGUAUACCCAAGACUUAUGAUGAUGCUGCCAUUGAAAAAAUUUGGGAUUGUAUAAGAAAUAAUAAUGGAAUUAUGGUUUUACUUACUUUAAUGACUAUUAAAACACCAAUUACUGAUGUUGAUGCUAUACGAGGAUUAGCAAGUCGUGCAUUGGCUGGAUUGGCUCGCAGUGAAUCAGUUCGCCAAAUUAUUAGUAAAUUGCCUUUAUUUAACAGUGGCCAAUUACAAAAUUUAAUGAAAAAUCCUGUUUUGCAAGAAAAGCGUCAAGAACAUGUAACAUUUCAAAAAUAUGCUUUAGAAUUAAUGGAAUUGGUUUCAGGGAAAACAAAAAAUAAUGGGGCUGAAAUAGAAGCAUCAUUGGCAAAUAUAAAUCGAGCAAACAUUGUUGCACAAACUAAAAUUCAUUUCAACGAGCAGCAAUUGCUUCUUUUAAUACAUCAACAUUUAGUGGCUAAAGGUUUGUCCACAACUGCAGAAUCAUUAGUACAAGAAGCAAACCUUAAUAUAGCUGAGAAAAAGUCUACACCAUUUACAUAUAUUUCCCAUUGCCGUAAUCGGUCAAUUGGAGGAGGAAUAUCCCCAAUAAGUUCUAGACACGCUGUUCAAAACCAAAAAUCUGAAUUAUCUAAUUUAUCAAAUAGUCCUUUAGUUCCUGGAUUUAAUUCCAGAGGAAUAAAUUCAACUCCAAUUCGUUUGAAUGUUAACAGACGAUCAGAAAUUCGUCCAAAACCAGAACCAGAACAAGAACUUGAAUCACCUAUGUCUAAAUCAGUUCAUAAAAAAAUUGACCAAGAUAUAACAUCACUUACUGAUAAUAAUACUAACUCAAAAGUUAGUUUAGAAUCUAUUGUUACAGAAUACUUAACCAAUCAACAUGCUUCGUGUAAACAUCCUAUGGUUACAUGUCCUCAAUUCAAUUUAUUUGUUCCACACAAAUGUCCUGAUCCUAAACCAAGGAGCUCAAUGUGUACAAAUUUUGCUAUGCGAUUUUCAAAAAAUAUACAUUCUAGAAAACUAAACCAAAGACUCAUACAUAGUCGUUUUUGUCCAACUCGUAUGUUCCAUAUGGACGAUGAAGAAGCAUAUUUCACAUGUUGCGAGUUUUUAAACCAAAAUCGUGUCGCUGUUGGGACAUACAAUGGUGAAAUAAAAAUAUUUAAUUUAUUUACUUCUCAAGAAGAACUAUCAUUUUCAGCCCACGAUUCAUAUAUUAUAGACUUACAAUGUAGUAAUGAUGAAAGGCUAUUGAUAUCUUCUGCUUCUUGGCGACCACCUUUAACAUCUAUUUGGUCUAUAACUGAGGAUGCUAUCAAUAUUAAAUAUUCUUUGAACCAUGAAGAAUUCUGCACUUUUAGCAAUUAUGACCAAACUAAAUUACUUGGAACUAAAGCUGAAAUAGCAACAAUAUAUGAUUUAGAAACUAGUAAAAAAAUAUUAACAUUAGUUCCAAAACAUUCAAAUCAGUACAGUAGAAAUCGAGCAGCAUUUGAUGCUACUAAUGAAUUAGUAUUAUCUGAUGGUGUAUUAUGGGAUGCCAUUGCUGGAAAGGAAAUCCACAAGUUUGAUAAAUUAAAUCAAUGUGUGAGUGGAAUUUUUCAUCCAAACGGACUUGAGAUUAUAUCAAAUACAGAAGUUUGGGAUAUGCGCACAUUCCAGUUAUUACGCACGGUGUCAAGUCUUGAUCAAUGCAAUGUAACAUUCUCCAAAUCUGGAGAAGGAAUGUAUUUAUAUGUUAUUGAUCAAGAAAUUGAAAAUGAUUCAUCUUACCAAACUUCAUUUAAAACUUUAGAUCCUGAUGAUUACUCAAACAUUGCCACUGUUGAUGUUAAAAAAUUCAUUUAUCAUAUGGCUUGCAAUAGCUCUGAUACUCAAAUAGCUAUUGUUGAAAAUCAAGGAAUGUUUGAAAAUAUUGAUGAAUCAAUUGUACGAAUUUAUGAUGUUGGUAGAUCUAGAAAUGAAGACGAAACGGUAGAAGAAGAUGAAGACGAAGAAGUUGAUUCUGAAGGUUCAGGUUCAGAAGACGAAAACAUAUCUAUGUUUCCAUCAUUAUUGGAAGAUAUGAUAGCUGAAGGAAUGUCUGCAGGUGGGAUGACUGAUAACUUUUCAAGUGGUAGUAGUAGCAGCUUUGACAGUAUCGGUGAUAGUUCUCGUUCAUUUACUCCAUUAUCUGAUUCAAGUAAUGACGCAAGUUAUGAUGCUGGUGGAAAUUCAGACCCAGAAAACACAGAUGCUUGAUUAUUAUUAAAUUUAAUAUAUUUUUAUUGUUUUAAUUUAAGAAGUGAUAAAUGUAAUAAGAAAUUACUUCUGAAAUACAUAAAAUUUUCAAUUUACCAUAUUGUUGUAUCACUGUGUUGUUUUGUAUGUUCAUGAUUAAUAACAAAGUUUUCUAUCUUAUGUAUUAUUUUACUAUUAAAUUUGUAUGUAUGAUAAUAUGAUAAAAUAGUUUUAAAAGAAAACUUAAUGAAGACUUUCUGAAAACUUCUGGAGAGUAC